Drosophila guanche is the source of this 1792-nucleotide messenger RNA. Its product is annotated as sodium- and chloride-dependent glycine transporter 1. The record is from RefSeq and is a predicted model, not a curated record. Gene Ontology annotation, biological process: sodium ion transmembrane transport. The coding region runs from base 1 to 1773 and encodes 590 amino acids. Gene Ontology annotation, molecular function: glycine transmembrane transporter activity. Lineage: Eukaryota; Metazoa; Arthropoda; Insecta; Diptera; Drosophilidae. The transcript has 8 exons. Gene Ontology annotation, cellular component: membrane.
AUGGCGAAUAAUACGCCACCACCACCACAACCGCCACCGAAGAAGUCAAAGCGCAUCGUACGCGACACGAAUCGCGGCAAAUGGAGAUCCAAAUCCGAGUUCAUACUCUCGCUCAUCGGCUAUGCCAUUGGUAUUGGUAAUGUGUGGCGAUUUCCAUAUCUCUGCUACCGCAGCGGCGGCGGUGCCUUUCUGGUGCCCUACAUUCUAAUGGUGAUGCUGGCGGGCAUACCGCUCUUCUACAUGGAGGUGCUCAUCGGCCAAUUCUCCAGCACUGGCUGCACGGGCAUGUUCCGCCUGGCGCCCAUAUUCAAGGGCACUGGCAUCGCCCAAGUCGUUGUGAACAUGUACUGUGUGUGCUACUAUUCGGUGAUUAUAUCCUAUCCCAUUCGCAUGAUGUCCUACUGCUUCUACAAGCAAGUGCCCUGGGUGGACUGCGAUCAUUCGUGGAACACGGAUCAUUGUGUUUCCAUAGAUGAGCUUAGCAAACAAAAUUCAACGGGUUUUGUCACAUCAGCGGAUGAGUUCUUUCAUCGCGAAGUGCUGCAGCUUUCGCCGGGCAUCGCCCAUUUGGAUGGCAUUGUCUGGAAGCAGACACUCAGCCUGUUUCUAGCCUGGGUUGUCAUCUAUUUGUGCGUGGCCAAAGGCAUUCAAUCGGUCGGCAAAGUUGUCUACUUUACGGCGCCCUUUCCCUAUGUUCUGCUCUUCAUUCUGUUUGUGCGUGGCGUCACUCUGCCCGGUGCCUGGACUGGCAUCAAGUUCUACAUGUAUCCCGAAUGGAAUCGUCUCCUCGAUCUCAAAGUCUGGGCUGAUGCAGCCAUACAAAUGUUCUUUGGCCUUGGACCCGGCUGGGGUGGCAUCGUCAACAUGGCCAGCUUCAGUGACUUCCGAAAUAAUGCCAAGUUCGACUCCAUUCUGAUUGUCACCGUCAAUGUGUUUACGAGCAUCUUUGCGGGCUUUGUGGUGUUCUCCGUUUUGGGUUUUCUGUCCGUUAAGUCGGGCAUACCCGUGGCCACGGUGGCCACCUCGGGUCCAGGUCUGGCAUUUGUCACCUAUCCAGAGGCGAUAGCAAAGCUGCCAGUGCCACAACUGUGGGCCAUUAUGUUCUUCUUUAUGUUAUUUCUGCUGGGCAUUGACAGUGUGUUUGUGCAACUGGAGGCCAUCACCUCCUCCAUCCUGGAUGAAAUCCAGUGGUUUAGGAAACACAAGUGGAAGCUCACAUUUGUCUGCUGCUUUGCGUUCUUUCUCGGUGCAAUUAUAAUGACAACACGUGGCGGCAUGUACAUUCUGCAGCUGUUUGAUUGGUAUUCCUCGGCUAUAUCUGUCAUAGCCAUCUGCCUGGUGGAGAUUUUUAUGGUUUCCUUCAUCUAUGGCAUAGAUAACUUUAUGAUGGAUGUGGAAUUCAUGAUGGGCAAGCGGCCUUCGCUGCUGUGGAAGAUACUCUGGAAGUGGGUUACGCCCGUGGUGCUAAUCUUUAUUUUCUUUACGAGCAUCAUUUUUAUACGCACCAUCCAGUACCAUAAUACGAUCUAUCCCCAGUGGGCCAUUGCCAUUGGUUGGGCAAGUUUUGGGUCCUCCGUCAUGUGGAUACCGCUGUAUGUCCUGUACAUAAUGAUACGCAAGCGGGAGACUAUGUUUGACAGCCUCAAGAAACGUUUGAAGCCACUGGACUGGACACCAGCCGAUCCGGAAGAUCGUGAGCAAUACGAAGCCUUCCGCAGACAGCGCAGAAUGCCAGCCUUUAUGUCCGACACAGACGCGGAGGCAAUGAAGUAGUUCCAACCCAGAAAAUCUC